Molecule: messenger RNA, 2238 nt
Organism: Olea europaea var. sylvestris
Lineage: Eukaryota; Viridiplantae; Streptophyta; Magnoliopsida; Lamiales; Oleaceae
Product: 3-ketoacyl-CoA synthase 4-like
Exons: 1
Coding region: 236-1774 (512 amino acids)
Biological process (GO): fatty acid biosynthetic process
Cellular component (GO): membrane
Molecular function (GO): acyltransferase activity, transferring groups other than amino-acyl groups
Source: RefSeq, a predicted model, not a curated record
AUGACUCAAUUUACUGUAUCUUCUUUUAAAGAAGAGAAUAAUUUUAACGAAAAUCACACACUCCGCAUUCAAACCUAGAAAAGUCAAUUAUUAUCAAUUUGACUAUCCAGAAAUCUCUCUUUUCUUUCUUACAAUCCCAUUUCUUCCAUUUCUCUUGAAGUUUACACAAUUUUCUGUAUUGGAACACGUUUUUGUGUUUCUGAGUAGGAUUGAUUAUUGAAUUCAAGAAACCAGCAUGGACGGAGGCGGCGACGGUGGCAGAAACGGUCGUGGUUUCGGGGUACAGAUCAGGAACGGCCCUCGCAGGCUCCCGGAUUUCCUCCAGAGUGUCAACUUAAAGUAUGUUAAACUGGGCUAUCAUUAUUUGGUCUCUAAUUUGUUUACUUUUUGCUUAGUGCCCAUAAUGUUAAUUAUUAUUAUCGAGUCAUCCCAAAAGAACCCUGAUGAUAUCCGACAGUUGUGGCUUCAUUUGCAAUACAAUCUUGUUUCUGUUAUUAUAUGUUCUGCAUUUCUUGUAUUUGGAUCCACUCUGUAUAUUAUGACUCGGCCUAGACCUGUUUAUUUGGUUGAUUAUUCUUGUUAUCGGCCUCCUGAUAAUCUGCAAGCACCAUUUCAUCUGUUCAUGGAGCAUUCCCAGCUCACCGGGGAUUUUGACGAUUCGGCACUUGAAUUUCAAAGGAGAAUUCUUGAGCGUUCGGGUCUUGGAGACGAGACUUAUGUCCCUGAGGCCAUGCAUUCCAUUCCUCCCCGGCCAUCAAUGCAGGCUGCUAGGGAGGAGGCUCAGCAGGUCAUGUUCGGGGCGUUGGAUAAUUUGUUUGCAAAUACCAAUAUUAAGCCGAAGGAUAUAGGAAUUCUUGUGGUGAAUUGUAGUUUAUUUAAUCCAACGCCAUCACUUUCGGCCAUGAUCGUGAAUAAGUACAAGUUGAGAGGGAACAUUUUGAGUUUUAAUUUGGGAGGGAUGGGCUGUAGUGCAGGAGUGAUUGCUGUUGAUUUGGCCAAGGACUUGUUGCAGGUGCAUAGGAAUACUUAUGCAGUUGUGGUAAGUACUGAGAAUAUUACACAGAACUGGUAUUUUGGGAACAAGAAGUCAAUGUUGAUACCCAAUUGUUUGUUUAGAGUUGGAGGCUCGGCAGUUUUGUUGUCUAAUAAGUCAUCGGAUAGAAGGAGGGCGAAAUACAAGCUUGUUCAUGUGGUGAGGACACAUAAAGGUGCGGAUGAUACAGCAUUCCGAUGUGUGUAUCAGGAGCAGGAUAAUGCCGGGAAUACAGGGGUUUCUUUGUCAAGAGAUCUAAUGGCUAUUGCUGGUGGAGCUCUGAAGAUUAAUAUCACUACGCUAGGUCCUCUUGUGCUACCGUUAAGUGAGCAGCUUUUGUUCUUUUCCACAUUGGUACUCAGAACGUUGUUUAAUAGGAAAAUAAGGCCUUACAUUCCCAAUUUUAAGUUGGCAUUUGAUCAUUUCUGUAUACAUGCCGGAGGAAGGGCUGUGAUUGAUGAGCUGGAGACGAAUCUGCAGCUGCUACCAGGUCACGUGGAGGCUUCAAGGAUGACUCUCCAUCGAUUUGGGAACACUUCAUCGAGCUCCAUUUGGUACGAAUUGGCUUACAUUGAGGCAAAGGGAAGGAUGCGGAGGGGUCACCGUGUCUGGCAGAUUGCUUUCGGGAGUGGGUUCAAAUGUAAUAGUGCAGUGUGGGAGGCACUUCAGAAUGUAAAACCAUCUCGAAAUGGUCCCUGGGAGGAUUGUAUUCACAGGUAUCCUGUGAAUCUCAUCUCAUAGAAGGAUCUGAUUAUCAUUUGGGAUAGAAUAUAUGUAAUCAAGUCUCCUAUUGUUCUUAGUUUAUGCAGUACUUUAUGGUCAUUAAUCUCAGUUAUAGGGCAGUUGAAUAAUGAAUUCCAUAGUCUGUCAUGUCUUGCUAUGUUAUCGUCAUUAAUCUCAGUUAUAGGGCAGUUGAAUAAUGAAUUCCAUAGUCUGUCAUGUCUUGCUAUGUUAUCGUCAUUAAUCUCAGUUAUAGGGCAGUUGAAUAAUGAAUUCCAUAGUCUGUCAUGUCUUGCUAUGUUAUCGUCAUUAAUCUCAGUUAUAGGGCAGUUGAAUAAUGAAUUCCAUAGUCUGUCAUGUCUUGCUAUGUUAUCGUCAUUAAUCUCAGUUAUAGGGCAGUUGAAUAAUGAAUUCCAUAGUCUGUCAUGUCUUGCUAUGUUAUCGUCAUUAAUCUCAGUUAUAGGGCAGUUGUAGUUCUAAUUCGA